AGCCAUACGCAUACAACAGCUAAAGGUCAAACAAAAAAAAAAAAGAAAACAUACCCAACAAUCGGCUUCACAAACCAAAGUCAUACCCGAAAUUACCCUACCCGAGUCUUAGCCGAUACCUGGAAAUGGUGUUACCGAUCGGGUUAGGGGAACCCAAGCCCCACUCCUUCCCCCCUAAAUAUUUAGCCAACCGCUUAAAGCCAAAAUUAUCACACUCCGUGACUCUCUCUCUCGCAAUCAACCUCAACCAAAAACCCCUUUUCUUUUCUUUUUCACUUUCCCGCCACCAACCAACAAAAAUGCUCCAACAAUCUCACUUUCUAUCUUUAUCAAUUAACCCUAAUUCUAAUUCUGGUUCUUCUUAUUUAAUCUCAUCUAAUUUAAUUGACUUCAAUCCAUCUUUAUCAUCAUCAUUAAUUUCAAAAAAAUCAUUAACCCUAAAACCUUUCUUCACUAAACCACCUCCCAUAUCCAUCUCUAUGACCACACCAAAAUCCACACUUUCCAACGCCGUUACCGACCACCGUGAUUCGGAGGACCUCGAUCAUUUUGAAACCGUUGCUGACAGAUUAGCUGAUGCUUCCGGUGACGUCAUCCGGAAAUAUUUCCGCAAAAGAUUUGAUAUUGUUGAUAAACCUGAUUUAAGUCCGGUAACGAUAGCCGAUAGAGCUGCAGAGGAAGCUAUGACUCUGAUCAUACAAGAAAGUUUUCCGUCUCAUGCUAUUUAUGGAGAGGAAAAUGGCUGGCAAUGUAAAGAGAAUUCUGCAGAUUAUGUGUGGGUUUUAGAUCCAAUAGAUGGGACAAAGAGUUUUAUUACAGGCAAGCCCCUUUUUGGCACACUCAUUGCUCUACUGCACAGAGGUAAACCGAUUCUUGGCAUCAUUGAUCAGCCUAUUUUACGAGAAAGAUGGGUUGGUAUAACUGGAAGAACCACAAAACUAAACAGAGAAGAAAUAUCCACUCGCAGCUGUCCAAAACUUUCACAAGCAUAUCUGUAUACAACUAGUCCACAUCUGUUUAGUGGAGAUGCAGUAGAGGCAUUUGCGAGAGUCAGAGAUAAGGUAAAAGUGCCAUUAUAUGGAUGCGAUUGUUAUGCAUAUGCACUUCUGGCCUCUGGGCACGUGGAUCUUGUAGUUGAGUCUGGUCUCAAGCCAUACGACUUCCUCUCAUUGAUCCCGGUGAUAGAAGGUGCUGGUGGAGUAAUAACUGAUUGGAAUGGGAACCACCUUAGCUGGGAAGCUUCACCCAAUUCACAAGCAAAAAGUUUUAAUGUAGUAGCAGCUGGAGACAAAGAGCUUCAUCAACAAACCUUGGAUUGUUUAGAGUGGCGCUGACUUUCAACUCUUCCUGUACGCAGGUUUUAAUGUAGUAGCAGCUGGAGACAAAGAGCUUCAUCAACAAACCUUGGAUUGUUUAGAGUGGCACUGACUUUCAACUUUUAGUUGGGUGGGUUUUUUGUGUUUAUCAAUUUUCAUAUUAUAAAAGUUGAGAAAUUUUAGAUACGGAUCUGUUACCCCAUCCUACGAGACUGCAACUUUCAAUAAUCUCUGCAAGCUUACCAAAUUCUACAGCCUUUAGCUCUUGUAUCAUCUGUAACUAAUAGCCACAAUUCCAACUUCAAUUAUACUUGCAGCCUUCUCUCUAUUAUCACAAAUGAAUUAAUGAUAUUUAUUACUUA
This is a messenger RNA of Erigeron canadensis, 1678 nucleotides long. RefSeq names its product bifunctional phosphatase IMPL2, chloroplastic. Bases 126 to 1334 code for a protein of 402 amino acids. Lineage: Eukaryota; Viridiplantae; Streptophyta; Magnoliopsida; Asterales; Asteraceae. Gene Ontology annotation, molecular function: histidinol-phosphatase activity. The record is from RefSeq and is a predicted model, not a curated record. Gene Ontology annotation, biological process: L-histidine biosynthetic process. The transcript is spliced from 9 exons.